UCUUGAGAAUUAUUAAGAGAAGUUUGACACCUUUGUCAAACAAAAACACGGCUUUUUAAAACAAAAAUUAAAAAUAGCUAGCUGGUAGCCAAAAUUGCCUAUAACUAGAUCUGAUUUUUGUUCUAUAAUUCGUUUUAUCUAAACUUAUUGCUACUGCAAUUAUAUUUGCGCUUCUGAAAGCUGCAAGUUGUUAACUGAGAUUUAAGAACUUAAGUGCAUCUGGAUCUUGUAUUGCAAAUACUAUUUUGUUGUCUGCUUAUUUGAGAGGAAAAUCAUUUAACAUGACAGCAACAGACGAGAGAACUGUGUUUGCAAAAUUGGAAGCAGUUAAAGAAAUAAGGGCAAAAACAAUACAACUUGAGAAACUCAAAGCACGACUAAUAUGCGAAAUCGAAUCUCAGGAGCAGGAGGAAAAGUCAUUAUCUGAAUUCAAACAAGAAAUGGACCUUUUACUCCAAGAGAAGAUGUCCCAUGUUGAGGAAUUGAGACAAAUUCAUGCUGAUAUAAAUGCGAUGGAGGGAGUGAUCAAACAAGCGGAAGAGAAUAGACACAGAUCUAUGGGUUCUGCUUUAAGACUACAUGAGGAAUAUUUACCGCUAAAAACGGAAAUAGAUAGACUUAGAAGAGAUUGUUUGGGUCUAGAAAGGCUUCCAGAGCUUCAUGAAGAAGAGGGCUCGAGUGUUACACCCGAGAAAUUCUCUCAGCUUUACAAUAACGCCAAGAACCAGUCAGCUAGCUACAGCAAGACGGCUGAUUGGACCAGGCCUAUAACCUCAACGGAAACUUCUCUGAGCUCGUUGGCUCCACCCUUACCACCAACAUUUUUACCGCCCCCCAAUCCUCUGCGGUUGGUUUCUAGCAAACCAGAACCGGGGAGACCGGGUGGUUUGGGUCCGGGUAGCCACCCGGGUCCCCCGACUCCCACUUUCCGACAGCAACCGCCGCCAAUGAAGUCCUGUCUCAGCUGUCAUCAGCAGAUUCACAGGAACGCGCCUAUUUGUCCCUUGUGCAAGGCCAAGUCUCGGUCGCGCAAUCCUAAGAAGCCCAAGAAGAAAGACCACUAAGUAAGAUUAAUUUUUGCUGGUUCAAAAAAUAGUUUUUUGUAGCUUUAUACAGGGUGUUUCAAAAAAUAUGUACCAAUUUUCCCUCGCGUAAAAAUAAGAUUUAUUUCUUAUGUCAACAUCUGCUUUAUUUCGUAGGUACAGUUAUUAAAGUUCUUCAUUUUUUUGCAAUUCAUUAGAAUUUUCUUCCAAGUGCUUUUAACGAUUCGAAUGGAAUUUUGAGGGUAAAAUUUGCUAUAAGUGUUACAUAUUUUAAUGCUAAAAAAGUGUGGACAGACAAGGGACGUGCAUAUGGGUUAUCACUGGAAUAAUUUUCUAAAAAAGACAUGUACGCCACUGACUUUUUCUCUUAUAUUUAGGUCUUAUAUAGGUCGUUGAAUACAUCGUUAAAAGUCUUCUUGAUCUUGAUAAUUUAUCGAUUUCCAUCUCCUUGAUGAGAUAGAUAAACGCAAUUUUAUUAAUCACAAGUAAUAAAAUUAAUAAUUAUUUAUUUUAUCUAAUUUAUUAUUAAAUUUUAUUAAAAUUUACACUGAUGUUCAGUGCUACCUACAGCAAAUUCAAAAAAUAAAAUUGUAUAAUAUAAUUACAAAAGACCUCUUUUUUAAAAGUUGUGACAGCCAUGUUUAUAGGAACUUUUUUCAUAUAUUUUUAAUGAAGAAUCAACAGGUACUUAACACUGUGGCCGCUGUGCUGACAAAGUGUGAGAACAGUCAGUGGCGCACAGACUUUCUUUAGAAAAAUAUUCUAGUGAUCACCCCUAUGCACGUCCGUGGUGAAUCUGUCGACUUUUUUAGCAUUAAAAUAUGUAAGCCUUAAUGAAUGACUUGUAGCCACGAAACCUAGGCCGAAUCAAAAAAUAAAUCUUAUUUUUACGUGAGGAAUCUCCGCACGAGAGAUGCUUUUGAAACACCCUGUAUAAUGUAUUUUGUGUGUCGUUUUUUUUAAAAGCCCAGUGUCAAUUAACAUAAUGGCUCAUUUAAUUUAAAAUAUGUGGUUCUGUGUGUAUUGUAUACGUAUAAAUAAGCAAAUUUAUUAAAUAAUAACAUUGUAUGUCAACAAGUAUAUAUUCUCUAGAUAUAGUAUUAAAGGAAUUGUAAGAUUGAUGUGAGUGAAAUACAAAAAAUGUGCUCGUUUUA
This is a messenger RNA of Sitophilus oryzae (rice weevil), 2197 nucleotides long. Its product is annotated as zinc finger C4H2 domain-containing protein. The record is from RefSeq and is a predicted model, not a curated record. Bases 282 to 1064 code for a protein of 260 amino acids. Gene Ontology annotation, biological process: positive regulation of neuron differentiation. Gene Ontology annotation, cellular component: nucleus. The transcript has 4 exons. Lineage: Eukaryota; Metazoa; Arthropoda; Insecta; Coleoptera; Curculionidae.